GGGGGGGGGAAUACAUGAUUUUAGAGAAGUGGGCUCGUGAUGCGGAUCGCCGAAGGCGGAUCCCUGUGGGGAAUUUUGAAAAUUGAGAUCCUGGGAAAUAGGAUAUUCGACAUUCUCAGAGGCCAAGUCGGCGUGUUACAAUGUCUCAAUCUUUUUCUUUUUAAUUCAGGGGGUUUGACCAAUUACGAGGCCCCCGAACCCCCUCCCCCUGGAUCCGCCCAAGGGAACCAAUUUCCAUCAGCGGAACAUUUUUAUGACAGAGUCGUCACCGUGAUCAUUUGGGAAAUUUGCAGUUUUCUGCAAACGUUUUUUACUGCUUGUAAAUUCUGUAUGGGCAUACUGGAAAGUUCUUAUUUCAUAACAGGUCUCAAUUUUUUUCCUCUCUUUUUGUUUCAGAAUCUUACUUUUCUAAACAUUAACAUCUCUUCACAUGAUUACGAAUAUCCUAGUGCCAUUCAUUUAAGGGUUGUCGCUCUUCCUUAUUCUCCAAAUGAAGACUAUGCAAACAUAACACCGUAUACGCCACCUGCCCUGACUACCUCACCUACUAAGGUCAACACAACAGGUGCUUUUCCACCAACCACAUCCAGGAAAUCAAAUUGCUCGUUAGAAGAAUAUGGUGACCUCAAGUGGUAUUCAUCGAAUGUCGACGGAUGUUUCUUUGAAAGAAGUAACGGAGAUUGGUUUGCAAAUAUUUCAUGGACGCCUCUAACAAAUUCUACAGUCACUUGGACUGGAUACUUCCUUUCCUUUUAUUUUGGAGACGUCCCAAAACACGUGGGUUACGACACAGCGAUAAAAUGUUUCAAAUUGCCAAAGAACCAAAGAUCUUACAUAGUGGAUUCCUCACAUGGUUGGAAACCUCCACAAUCAAUAGCCGUCAGUGUCUCUGCAUAUCCAUUUCCGAGAGAAGCGGGAGAAGUCAUGCAUAAUUUCGACUUUUCAGCAGGAUGUACAUCUACUACACCACCAUCAAGUACAUCUACUACACCACCACCAAGAAAUUCUAUCCUUAUAACCACUGUGUUUAGUAGCGUGGGUGGAGUCUUUUUGCUCUUGAUAACUCUGCUGCUGGUUCGUCAUUGUCGACGAAGAAAACCGUCUCCAUCACCGACUACAGAGCCGCCUCGAUUUAAAUACCACGCAUUUAUCAUCUACAGCUCGAUUGACCACGACUUUGUCAGAAACAUUCUUAUCCCAAUACUUGAGCACUACAGCUUCAAAUAUUGCAUACACUGGAAGGACUUUCCACCAGGAGAGGUGUUCAGAAGAACCAUUGUAAAAAGUGUGUAUAACAGCUUCAAGAUCAUUGCUGUUGUAUCCGAAAAUUUCAAAAACAGUGAGCCAUGCCAAUAUGAAAUGAAUCAAGCUCAGCACAGACUCAUGACCCAAGGUGAUGACUGCUUAAUUGUGAUUAAAUACGAUGGCGUAAAUGUCACUGAAGUAUUGAGUGAACCGUUAUUAGAAAGAUCAUAUAUCGACUAUACAAGCAUCUGGGAUAGAUCUCGGUGGGAAUCGAAGUUAGUGCAGGUUCUUCAGAAAGGUGUCCUGGAAGACGAAAGUGAUGAUUAUAGCGAAAGCAACGCGAACAACAAUAACUUAACCCAAGAAAAUUCAGCGGGUGUUGGCGUUCGAGAGUUAUUUUGUAGCUGCCAAUCAGCGGUGUGAGCGAGGUAUCGUCCAUGGAACAGGUAAUACGUGGAGAAUGGAAUGUGGAUUCAGAAGCCGAGUUUGGCGUCUCGUUACAUCAGAUAGCAAGCGAUCGUCAUAACCUACCGUUCCAUAGAUCUACGCGGGAAGAUUAAAACGAUACAUCUCGGAAGUUCCUUCGUCAAGGAAAACCCAUUCCAGCGGGGUAUAAUGGCGUAUAGGGUUAAGAACUGUUUGAACGUCGUCUGAGAUACCCAGAUGGUAUUGGUAGCCACUUCAGCUCACCAAUCGGUUUCUUCACGACCAAGAGGUACAGAACUCUGUUUUGCUGUGAAAAAAGCUACGUGCUAAGAUAAAAUAGUACCAAGUCUUAUAAUUUUAACCAAUCUCAGCAUUAGGUCACCUAGAUGGGUUUGACUAGCUGUAGUGUUCUGUUACAUUGCGACUACUCCGACCAAGGAAUUCUUUGCAAAUUGACCACUGAAAUGUUAAAAGUUUUAAAGUAGUUACUAAUCAAAAGGACCACAAAUCUGAACUUCCUUUGUAAUGUACAGCUUUAUUACAUGCAUAAUUCGUUGGAAAACUUUUGUCAACCUCCACGAUUUUUAUAAGUUAAAUUUGUAGAAAAUUUUGUCGGGCGGCCUUGGUUGGUAGUAAUCGCACAGUUAUUUAGAAGUACAAAAGUAUAUUUUUAAAGGACUAUUUAUAAAUUACUCAAAGUCGUGACAAAAGAUGGCAGAGAAUUGGCAUCAUUUACUAAUCCUUAUUUCCCGGGUUUUGAGAAUAAGGAAGCUACAGUUUCGACUUUGUGGUAACUUGUUACAGUGCCGGUCACUGUGUUAAUAUAUUAGCGUAUAGUCCGAAUUUUGCUUCAUCACAUGUCAGGGUCUGACCGUGAUAUCACAGGAUCAAUGUAGACUGGGACCUAGGUUACGUUAUUGCUACUCGAGAAAUUUCCUGGCUCUUCCAUCUUCGCGAAAUUGAGUUUACGCGACAGUAGGUAACAAGGCAUUUUAAAUCAAAUAAAUCAAUCUCAGUUAGAUGGAGCAACUUUA
This is a messenger RNA of Orbicella faveolata, 2705 nucleotides long. RefSeq lists its product as uncharacterized. NCBI's taxonomy places the organism in Eukaryota, Metazoa, Cnidaria, Anthozoa, Scleractinia, Merulinidae. Gene Ontology annotation, molecular function: signaling receptor activity. Gene Ontology annotation, cellular component: plasma membrane. Gene Ontology annotation, biological process: inflammatory response; toll-like receptor signaling pathway. The record is from RefSeq and is a predicted model, not a curated record.